This is a messenger RNA of Serpula lacrymans var. lacrymans S7.9, 1041 nucleotides long. RefSeq lists its product as uncharacterized. NCBI's taxonomy places the organism in Eukaryota, Fungi, Basidiomycota, Agaricomycetes, Boletales, Serpulaceae. The record is from RefSeq and is a predicted model, not a curated record. The transcript is spliced from 2 exons. Bases 279 to 923 code for a protein of 214 amino acids.
AACGCCAAGGUGACGAAACAUCAGUCAUGGAACUGUCAUACAUAAUCGAUGCAUGAUCAGCCACGGUUGCGAUAGUCAUACUUAUAGACGAGCGCUCUGCCUUCUUCCCAGAGUGUUAUGGUAGCGGGAGCCUGAGAGCCUGCUGAAGAGACAGCACUCCAAACGAGGUUACACAUCUUGAUCUGCACUUUGCACCCUGCAGUGCCUCCCCGCAUAUUUAAUCUCUACUCUCGCCAUUCUCGAAUCAAUCACAUCGAUCCCCCUUUUCGAACUGUGCAAUGGAUCCACGCGGUUGGCAAAACGGGUGGUACACCCCACAUAAUCCUCACGUAUACCUUCCUCCCAAUUAUUAUGGCCACAAUGUUUACCACCAAGGGCCUCAACAUACAGGCUGGAGACCAUUCGGUGGCCACGCGCGGACCGGAAAAUAUCCCAAUCUUCACCCUGCUUUGGCUUCCGACCUGACUCUGGUGCGAUAUGACAUCCGGAAACCAACCAACGAAGGCAUUCUGUCGAACACGUACUCUGACGUCUAUCACGCCCCUGCUCUCAUAAAGCCAUCAUCAGCCUUCCGUAUCAUUUCAAAAGCUUUUCCCUGGACCAUAGACAUAAAAACGCCUGCAAACUCGAUUGUCACAUGUGGUAUGGUCUGGGAUGCUAUCUACUCCGCUUUGCAAGAACCGAUCGCCGACUCUGAGUGGGGCCUUGCAAUAGUCGAGAAGUCGCGGAAAGAAGCGAUCGAGAAAGCUGCAAAAUUGAGAGAGGAGAAAGAUAAAGACAAGCGGAUGAAGCGGAUUGAUUGGCUUGGGGACACGACAUUAUUCAAAGGGCUUGAGAAAGAUGAGGAAUUUCAGAAAAUGAGAUUACUUCCAGGGACGAAGGCAUGUCCCGAGACCUGGAUCGUUCGCUUUGGGAAACCAUGAGGUUCCAUGGUUUCUGUUUCAACUAAUCGCAAACGAUAGACUUCGUGUAUUUAGGGCUGUAUACCUAGUGACUUUCCAUACAUUUGCAAGACAGAAAAUCCGUGCUAGCAUAGGACUU